AUGUCGACAAUUGCCGCUCUGGAUACUAACGAUAGCUCACCUUGCUGUUUGCUAGCUACGCUCAUCAAGGCCUUCUCGCUUCAAUCUUGUCUUGAGCGCCGGUAUCCUCCUUGGUACGUCGUCUUUUUCUCCCCGAAGCACCGGGUGCUUAACGUCUACAAGUACAUGCCGCAAUGCUUCUGCCUCUUCAAGAAAUGCAACGGGGCCGACAUACCCCGCCAGCGCAAGGCCGAACAUGCUAGGCAAGAUGUCAUACGCGGACGCCGGUCUGCAGCCGUCGCCCAGAACCCCGUACUUGCGACUUCUACCCCAACACCCAAUCCACCCCCAGCUGCCCACUUUUCCGACGCAUUGAGUGCCGACCCACCCCCGCUCACCAACGAUCUAUACGGGACACCCGAAUUGGCGGCGCAAGACGACAACAUUGCACCAAUGAGCACGGCACAGUCGUGUAUGGCCAGCAGCAUUGCAGAACGCGACAGAGCAGAAGAAGCAGGAGAGGCAUACGUGCGAGCGAUGCGUACGAGUUCUAGCGCACCGCGCCCAGAAGAUGAUAUCGGCGAUCCUGACGCAGACGACGACGACAUGGAGGACAACGAACCUUCACCGUCCGCCUCCCGCCCGCCCUUCCCGCCUCCCCUCUCUACCCCGUCGUCUGCGCCCACCAGCACCUUAGUAACGAGUGCAGCACGACCAACUGCAGAUCCGCGGUAUCCGGGCGAGAAUGAUCCGGAUCCUUUCGUGCGCACAGCCCGUGCACAGCCACGGCGAAGAGGACAACUUGCGACAGGAGUCGCAUCGAAGGCCAUUCACCCUGGUGUAUAUCUGCUCUAUCUUCUUGUUGCUUGGCUGCACGCGCAGUGCAAGCUCGCUUUUGUUGCUUGCGACACCGUCCUGCGCGUCGUGGGUCAGAUCAUCGCCGCAUUUGCACCGGGUUGGAGUACAGGGCAACCUCCAGUCUUAGGAUCGCUGAAGUCAGUCAUGGAAAACUUGGGCGUCGAACCUGACUUCCAAGUACUACCCACUUGUCCAUUCUGCCUCGAGGUUUAUCCUUCCUCGCGCUAUACAUCUCCCAACGCGCCUUGCGACCGCUGCCACGAACCCGUCUUCCGAUCAAUACGUAGCCUCAACCGCCGGCUUCGGCCAGGUGCACGCCUCAUCGUGCCGAGCCUGCAAUUUCCUAUGAAAAGCAUUGAAGAUCAGCUUCGCGAUAUCAUUGCUGUACCCGGUGUCGAGGAUACGCUGGAUGGCUGGCGCCAACUUGCACAUAUCCCCGGCGAAUAUCGCCGUAUCUUCGAUGGCCGCAUCAUCCGCUCAGAGCUCAAGGCUGCGAAUGGUCGCCUAUUCUUUGAGAACCCUCUGCCGGUACAGACCGGUGUCGCCCCAGAGUUGCGUAUUGGAUUGUCUAUGGGAGUCGACUGGUUUUCGUACCUCCGAAGCCUUAUCUCUCCGUCACAUUCGUCAGGGCCAAUGUCGUUCAGUAUCAUUAACCUCCCUGCGCAUCUGAAGUUUCGCGUGAUGAACAUGAUACUUGUGGGUAUCUUGCCGGGUCCGAAAGAACAGGACUUCGAUCAAGUGCAGCGCUUUAUGCGCCCAGUGGUGAAUGAGCUUCUCCGUUUAUGGGAGCAAGGUUUUGUGAUGAGCACGAAGCGCUACCCGCAAGGCCGGCGCAUACGCGUCAUCCUUGUCUGUGUCGUGUGUGACAAGCCUGCCGCCCAUAAGCUCGGUGGGUUUGGCUCCCACAGCCACACCUUCUACUGUACGCGUUGCUGGAUCAAGAAGUCAGACAAGGCAACCGCCAAGGCAUUCGAGAAGGGUGCCUUUGCACCUCGGACACCUGAGGAGCAACUGGAGUACGCGAAGCAGUACGCGUCAUGUGCGAGCCAAACAGAGCGCGACACGUUCGUCCGGGCGUAUGCCAGCAGAUGGUGCGAGUUAGCGCGUCUGCCGUACUUCGAUGUAUGCCGUAUGAUUGUCGUCGAUCCGAUGCACAAUCUUCUCCUGGGGCUAGUUAAGACGCACUUCUACCACAUCUGGGUCAAGCUCAAGGUGCUUCGAAAGAAGAAGGAACUUCGCCGCUUUCACUCCAUUCUGGCGCAGCUGAGCAUACCAUCGUAUCUGGGUCGAGUUCCCUCGCUCAUGGGCGAGCCGGCUGGUGGCUCGUUGACGGCGGACCAAUGGUUGAUUGCAGCUACCCUGGUUUGCCCUUUUGCUAUCCCCCAAAUUUGGGACGAGUAUGGCGAGGGAGAUGCAGAGGUAAUACGCCUGCGCCGGAUCGGUAACUUCAAAGAGCUAGCCGAGAAGCGCAAACGCGAGCGUGCAGCUGCAAAGGAACAAGCCGCCAAUAAUGUGCGACGAAGCAGUCGAAAACGCCGUCGCACGGAAAGAGCGCAGUAUCGCGAAGAGCCUGACGAGGACGAGGAGGUCCGGCCGGACGCUGGCGCUGUCGAGGAAGAACAGGAUAUCUUUGCUGAGCCUGACGACGAAGACGAAGAGGCUAUAGCGCGCGCCCCGCCCAAUUUGCAUCCCGACGACCCCGCCAAUAUGGCGAAGCUCUCUCGUUUCCUGCGUAUCGUUCUCGCAAAAUCUCUGAACGAUGCCGAAAUCAACACCGCCGAUACUUUAAUCAGGGAGUAUUGUACUGAGCUCAUAUACCUGUAUGGCCCCGAUGUUAUCAAGCCAAAUCAUCACUAUGCUACCGAUGUUCCCGACUGCAUUCGUGACUUCGGCCCGCUACACGAGUUCUGGACGUUCCUCUUCGAACGCAUCAAUAAGGUCUUGAAGAGCUACAACAGCGCAAACCACUCGGGCGGUGAACUCGAGGUGUCCUUCUUCCGCGAGUUCCAUCGCACCAUCCAGUUGUCCCGUGAACUCGCCGCUGCGUCCGCAACUGGCAAUAUUCAUGUCCAGACCAGCAUCGAGGCUAUGUACAAGUCUUCCGCAGACGAUCGCGGAACCGUCCAGGCCCUUGCACGAGAAGUAGACGAAGCACAUGCAGACGGUGGAGUCCUUUAUGAGCUCUCGUCUCGCUGCACGCAGACGAGGAUGCAAGAUACCCUCUAUCUCGCCGUCCUCGGCUAUCUGCGACUACGACUUCCCUCGAUCGCACUUCAGUCGUGGCUGUCACCAGCUGACGGUAUCCCCCUUUUGCCCGAAGCAAUGUUCUUCGACUAUGUCGUGUUAUCUUCGCGUCGUUUCUGGGCCUCGUCACGCACAAAUAAUGUCGGAAACACGCUCAUUGCAGUCCGCAAAGAAGGCGGAUAUGCUGUGGGCGAGUUACAGGCCAUCAUCGGGAUAGCGCAAGCUGGUGUACCCGUUCAACGGCUUGGGUAUGUCAACUGGUUGGUUUCCCAGGAUGUAUCCAUUGCGCCUACCAGCGCUUGGAACAGCAGCAUAUCACUGGGCGUCUUCUUCUGGAGGUUCGGGGAACGCAGCACAACAUCAGAGUUGAUAGUUCUCGAGGAUAUCGUCAGCCAUGUUGUGCUUUCUGAGGCGGUCGUUGCCGGUCGCAAGUGCUGGGCAACAAUCAUGCCGCAUUCAUCGCCAUCGUAA
Peniophora sp. CBMAI 1063 is the source of this 3552-nucleotide messenger RNA. Lineage: Eukaryota; Fungi; Basidiomycota; Agaricomycetes; Russulales; Peniophoraceae. The record is from the annotation of a GenBank genome assembly.